AAUUUUCUUCUUUCAAUGCAAUCUGAAGAAGCCUUGUCUUUGUCUGCCAUGGAUGUUUUCUUGGAUCUCAAUUUGGAUCCUUCCCCUAAUUAUGGAUCAGCCAUGGAUGUGGGUCUUGAAAAUUCAGAAAAAAGAGGGUUUGAAGAAGAAAUCUUUUGGGAUAAAACAAAGCUCUCACUAAGCUUGCAAAAUAAGGAAUUCGAUUCGGGGCGAACAUUGGAAGAAGAGUUGGAUAGAAAAAUCAAGGAGAACGAGAAGCUGAGUCAAAUGUUAAGAGUAAUGUACGAAAAAUACAUGAAUCUUCAAAAGCAAGUGAUGUGUUUAGUGAAGGAGCAGAAGCAGAACUCAGAAUUAGUAGAAGCUGAAGAAGCAGUUUCAAGGAAGAGAUCAAAAACAGAAGGAUCAGAGAAUGAUCAAAAUUGCAGUAAUAAUAAUAAUCACACAAUGGAUAAUGAAGAAGAAUUCAACAGGUGGCUUGUUAAGAGGCCAAGACUACUAAAUCCAAACUCAAAGGUUUCAAAAGUUUUUGUGCACAAAGAAGCAUCAGAUUCAAGCUUGGUGGUGAAAGAUGGUUAUCAAUGGCGGAAGUAUGGCCAAAAAGUUACUAGAGACAACCCUUCUCCCAGAGCUUACUUCAAGUGCUCCUCUGCACCAAAUUGUCCCGUCAAAAAGAAGGUGCAAAGAAGUUUGGAAGAUCCAAGGAUUUUGGUGGCAACUUACGAAGGAGAACACAGCCAUGCCAGCCAUUUUCAAACUGAGCUAUCCUUGAGGUCCAUCAAUGGCGGGAAAGCCAGCUCAGUCCCGAUUUUAGCCACCAUCAAGCCGUCGUGCGCCACCGUCACCCUCGAUCUGAUCCAUGGAAACGGCAUGUCGUCGUUCAAGAGCCCGACUCCGACGACAACGGUCGAAACGGCGGUUUGGCAGCAGUUUUUGGUCCAACAAAUGGCCUCCUCAUUGAAGAAGGAUCCUGAGUUUGCUGAUAUUGUUGCAGGGGCAAUCUCAGGCAAGAUUUUGGGCCAAACAAAUAAACAUCACUGUUAAACCUAAGUUUAUUUAAUUAUUUUAGGCUUUUGUGAAUACG
Molecule: messenger RNA, 1081 nt
Organism: Momordica charantia (bitter melon)
Lineage: Eukaryota; Viridiplantae; Streptophyta; Magnoliopsida; Cucurbitales; Cucurbitaceae
Product: putative WRKY transcription factor 40
Biological process (GO): regulation of DNA-templated transcription
Molecular function (GO): DNA-binding transcription factor activity; sequence-specific DNA binding
Source: RefSeq, a predicted model, not a curated record